This is a messenger RNA of Eruca vesicaria subsp. sativa (arugula), 2760 nucleotides long. Lineage: Eukaryota; Viridiplantae; Streptophyta; Magnoliopsida; Brassicales; Brassicaceae. The record is from the annotation of a GenBank genome assembly.
AUGUCGCAGAAAAUAAGAAUUGAGAGUAGGCCUGAUGAGAAUACCUCUCACUCUGAUCAACGUGAAGAUGGUGAUGAGAAUCUUCUGGCUGCUGGUAAUUCUCGGGGAAAAUCCCUUAAUCAAGGGCAAUGGCCGGGAUACCGGCAGGUAGAAGACAACGAGGUUGGUCAUGAAAAUGCAGUCUUUGGAAACGGAAGCCAAAAAAAUAAUAUGAUCAAGGGUAUAAAUGAACUGGAUCUUACUGACUGUGUACAGUGUACACCAAGUUAUCGUCACCUACCAGAUGAUUAUCCCAUUCCUACUUCAAGCUACAGAAAUCCACUAGGUGAGAAGGUCCUUAAUGAUCACUGGGUAUCUGUCACAUCGGGUAGCGAGGAUUACUCGUUCAAACACAUGCGUAAAAACCAGUAUGAAGAAAGCUUGUUUCGGUGUGAAGAUGACAGGUUUGAGUUGGACAUGUUACUAGAGUCUGUGAAUGCAGCCAUUAAGCGUGUGGAAACUCUUCUGGAGAAGAUCAACAACAACACAGUGUCUACACCAAUUUGUAUCAAAGAACAUUUAUCAGAGCUGAACCUAAGAUGCAUUGAACGGCUGUACGGGGAUUGUGGGCUUGAUGUCAUGGAUAUUUUGAAGAAGAAUUCUCAUAUCGCCUUACCGGUGAUACUAACUCGCUUGAAGCAGAAACAAGAAGAAUGGGCUAGGUGUCGCUUUGAUUUCAGGAAAGUAUGGGCUGAUGUAUAUGCUAAGAAUCAUCACAAAUCACUAGAUCACCGUAGCUUUUAUUUCAAGCAGCAGGACUCCAAGAAUCUGAGCACAAAAGGUUUAGUGGCAGAAAUAAAAGAUAUCAGUGAUAAAAAGCAUAAAGAAGACCCGCUUCAUGCCAUUGCUGUCGGAACUAAGCCCUCUUUCACCCUAGACUUGGAGUUCAGUUAUUCCGAUAUACAAGUUCAUACUGACCUCUAUCAACUGAUCAAGUAUUACUGCGAAGAAAUAUGUGCUACUGAACAGUCGGAUAAAGUAAUGAAGCUGUGGGUAACCUUUUUGGAGCCCAUGUUUGGCGUUCCUUCUAGAUCUCAAACUGUUGAGGUAAUGAUAGAUGUUGCAAAGUCCAAAGACAACCAAGAGCAGCAAGAUGCAUGUGAGGCAGUGAAGGACAACACCUGUGACGUUUCGCUUGUCUCAAACCUUAAACUUCUAACACCUCCAACAGAACCUACCAAAGAAAAGCCAACAGUACAAGCUGUCGCACAAGAAACCAUUCAGCAAGAUAAACUGCAUGUUGGCGCAGCUAUGAAUAUUGAGGUAACUUGGUUGUCUCUCCUUUCUUUUGUCUUUGUAUACACUUUUAGCCAACUAAAUUUAGUCAAAGAUUCUCAUAAAUUCGGAUUGCUGGAUAGCCAGCCUCCCCAACUGGUGUCACCACCCAGAAAGGAUUUGUUAAUGGAGGGCUUAGAGAAUCAUAGCAAGGUUUGUGAUGUAAUAAUGGAAGAGCAGAAGGUUGAGCGAGAAGAGGGUGAAUUAUCUCCCACCGAAAGUUUUGAGCAAGACAACUUUGAGGUUCAUAAAGACAAUGGCGUUGAGUCUGUUCAGAAACUGCCAGACAAUGUAGGAAGUAAUAGAGAGCAAGAGAACAAAGAAGGUGCAGUCUGUACCGAAGCCGGAGCAAAGAGCCAUAUUCCCCCUAAAAAUGAUGAAAAUAAAAUUACUCAAAAGUUGUCAGAGGAGAAUAUUGCCUCAGGAAGCAAGUUUGGUGGCCAAGCUUCUUCCGAUGAAGAGCAUAAAGGAGUUAUGAACUGUGACCGGCUUGAUAAUGUUGCUGAGAGUGAAAACGAGGCUGUAGGGAUGAUUAAUUCUAAUGAGGGUGGAGAUGGCUCCUUUCUCACAUUUUCAGAACGGUAUCUGAAACCUGUAAAGCCUCUUGCAAAGCAUGUGCCUGUGACACUACUACAAGUCAGUGAAAGUAACUCCCCGAAUGAUUCUCGAGUUUUCUAUGGGAAUGAUUCCUUUUAUGUGCUUUUUAGGCUUCAUCAAAUGUUGUACGAGAGAAUACAAUCUGCAAAGACACAUUCAGAGAGGAAAUGGAAAGCUCCAGAUCCAGAUAACACAUCUCCUAAUCCUUAUACCAGGUGGUUCCUGGACGCUCUCUAUAAUUUACUCGACGGCUCGAGUGAUAAUACAAAGUUUGAAGAUGAGUGCCGAGCUAUUAUUGGAGCACAAUCAUAUGUUCUCUUCACAUUAGACAAGCUAGUUCAGAAGUUUGUCAAGCAUCUUCAUGCAGUUGCAGCUGAUGAGACGGACGCCAAGCUACUGCAACUAUACACAUAUGAGAACUACAAAAAACCAGGAAGGUUUUUUGAUAUAGUGUACCAUGAGAAUGCACGAGCCCUUCUCCAUGAGCAGAACAUAUACCGGAUCGAAUAUUCACCAGCAAAAACCCGUCUCGCGAUUCAACUUAUGAACAACGGGAACGAUCAUCACCCUGAAGUUACAGCUGUAGCAGUGGAACCAGGUUUUGCAAACUAUCUGCAGAAUGACUUUCUUUCGCUUGUACCUGAUGAAGAAAAGCCUGGUCUAUUUCUGAAGAGGAACAAGGCAAAAAUGAGUGGUACAGAUGAAUCUUCAGGGUUGUUGCGUGCAAUGGAAGGAUUGAAGAUUAUCAACGAGGUCGAAUGCAAGAUGGCUUGCAGUUCUUCCAAGGUCAAGUAUGAACCAAACACAUCAGAUCUUCUGUAUAGACGCAAGCAGAAGAAACCAAAUUGA